CUCUCAUACGACACAUCACGCGCAACCGCAUGAACCUGAGACUCGCUACCUGCAUUCACGAAGCCGCAGAAGCUAACGUGGACGCGCACAUGGUAGCCGGAGAUAAGGUGGUUGUGCCUGGUGAAGAAUUAUCUUCUGCUGGUAAAAGUAUUAGAGCUAAGAAUAAAGAAUCAGGUUCGGUGGGAGACGGAGAC
Molecule: messenger RNA, 194 nt
Organism: Amoebophrya sp. A25
Lineage: Eukaryota; Dinophyceae; Syndiniales; Amoebophryaceae
Source: the annotation of a GenBank genome assembly